UCCAAAGGGAAACGGGCAGGCGACAGGCGCGGGAGAGUAUCCGCCUAUUAGCGGCACAUGGCGAUGCCGCACGGUGUGUUUUUUUGCACACUACUAGUUGAAGUGGUAACUAGGAGAGCAUGACUAACUAGUUGUGGGUGAAAUUAUGGGAUGCAUCGUCAUGGCAACAGACCAGACGUCACAAUCUGGGCAUGUGUGUUCCAUUUUUGUCUUUCUUAUUUUUCAGACUGGAAGACCUGGAUAGAGAUCAGUGGAAAAAAAUAAAUGAUUUUUAUUUAAUUUUUUUUUACUCCUGGAGAGAGAGCCCGAGAUUCACUGCGAAAAAAAAAUUAAAAAAAAAAAAAAUUAACUGAGCGACGAAUACAUUUCUUUUUGGGUGAAGAAAGAGACUGGGCUGCGGCGUCUGGAGGGUUAACUUUCAGUAUUCUCAGCCUAAAAGGGGUUUGGGGGCUAUGAGAUAAAGAUGCCGGGGUCGCUGAGUAAUGAAGACGAGGGACAAGACGACAUGGAUUUUGAAGACGAUAUGCCAGAUGAGGAUGACGAAGGUGAGCGCAACACUGUUCCCCUUACACCCCUCGACAGCUUUUUUUCUGAUGAUGACUCCCUCAAACAACAAAAGAAGAAGAAGCCCAAAAAGAUGAAAGAGGGAAAAAUGCCCAAAGUUAAGAAGAGGAAAAAGGAGGGAGGAAUUCAGGCGAGAGUUGACAGUGACCUGGAGGAGACCUCAGAGGUGGAGGAGGAACGGGAGCGUCCUGAAAUAGGCUCGGAGAGCGAGAGCAGCAUGUACGGCCCCACCAAGAAGAAGAAGAAGAAACCGAAGGAGAAGAAGGAGAAGAAGCCCCGGAAGAAGAAGAGAGAUGAGGAGGAUGAUGACGAUGAUGAUGAUGAUGGUAACUUGAAAGAACCUAAAUCAUCCAGCCAGUUGAUGCAGGAGUGGGGUCUCGAAGACGUUCAGUACGGCUUCACCGAGGACGACUACAAAACCAUCACCAACUACAAGGCUUUCAGCCAGUUCCUCAGGCCUCUCAUUGCCAAGAAGAACCCGAAGAUUCCCAUGUCAAAGAUGAUGACGGUGUUAGGGGCCAAGUGGCGAGAGUUCAGUGCCAACAACCCGUUCAAAGGCGCAUCUGCCACCGCUGUGGCCGCCGCUGUGGCCGCCGCUGUGGAAACGGUUACCGUGGCACAGCCAACGUCUGUCAGCAGCAGCCAGCCGAGCUGUCAGUUGGGGCCAAUCAAAAAAGCCAAAACCAAAGAGGGAAAGGGACCAGGAGUUAGAAAGAGAAGUAAGACUGUGAAGGAGGUGAAGAAGAAACCGAAGCCGAAGAAGACCAAAUCGAAGUCGGGCCAAAGUGGGAAGAAGAAGAAAGCAUCCUCGAGUGAGGAAGACUUCCUGGAGGAGUCGGACUUUGAUGACAUCAGCAUCCACAGUGCCUCCGUGCUUUCUGAUACGUCGGGGGCCGCCACCAAGAAAAAGGCCCGACGUGGGCGGAAAAAAAGGAAAAAGGAAGACGGCGACGGCUAUGAGACAGAUCACCAGGACUACUGUGAGGUCUGCCAACAGGGUGGAGAGAUCAUCCUGUGUGACACCUGUCCCAGAGCGUACCACCUGGUCUGUCUGGACCCUGAGCUGGAGAAGGCCCCCGAGGGAAAAUGGAGCUGUCCGCACUGUGAGAAAGAGGGAAUCCAGUGGGAGGCCAAAGAUGAAGAGGAGGAAGAGGAGGAGGCUCCGGGCGAGGAAGAGGAUGACCACAUGGAGUUUUGCAGAGUGUGUAAAGACGGAGGAGAGCUGCUGUGUUGUGACACCUGCCCUUCUUCCUACCACAUCCACUGCCUCAACCCGCCUCUCCCAGAGAUCCCAAACGGGGAGUGGCUGUGUCCUCGAUGCAUGUGCCCUCCCCUGAAAGGUAAAGUACAAAAGAUUCUGCACUGGACAUGGGGAGAGCCCCCACUGCCAGCUGAGCUGCCUGCAGGCCCUGACGGAAAGCCAAAUGAUCCACUGACCAAGCCCCCACUCAAGGGCCACCCAGAGAGGGAGUUCUUUGUGAAGUGGGCUGGCCUUUCAUACUGGCACUGCUCCUGGGUCAGCGAGCUGCAGUUGGAGCUGUAUCACACGGUCAUGUAUCGGAACUACCAGCGAAAGAACGACAUGGACGAGCCGCCGCCGUAUGACUAUGGCUCCGGAGAAGAGGAGCUCAACAGCGAGAAGAGGAAGAGCAAAGACCCCCAGUACGCUGUGAUGGAGGAGCGCUUCUAUCGCUAUGGCAUUAAACCAGAGUGGAUGGUUAUCCACCGGAUACUCAACCACAGCUUCGAUAAGGAUGGCGACGUGCAUUACCUGAUCAAGUGGAGAGACCUGCCCUACGACCAGUGCACCUGGGAGGUGGAUGAUUUCGACAUCCCAGAGUAUGACACCCAUAAAGCUUUUUACUGGGACCACAGGGAGCAAAUUCUAGGGGAGGAUCAACGCCCCCUGGUGGUGAGGAAAGGAAAGAAACUGAAAGACGACCAUCCAAAGAGGGAGGUCCCCCCUGAUGCUCCCAUCAUAGAUCCAACCAUCAAGUUUGAGCAUCAGCCGUGGUACAUUAAUGCCACUGGAGGAACACUGCACCCGUAUCAGCUGGAGGGCCUGAACUGGUUGAGGUUCUCCUGGGCUCAGGGCACAGACACCAUCCUGGCUGAUGAGAUGGGCCUGGGGAAGACAGUGCAAACAAUAGUGUUUCUCUACUCGCUAUAUAAGGAGGGUCACUCUAAGGGGCCUUUCUUGGUGAGUGCGCCCCUCUCCACGAUCAUCAACUGGGAAAGGGAAUUUGAAAUGUGGGCUCCAGAUUUCUACGUGGUGACGUACACGGGGGACAAAGACAGCAGGGCGAUCAUCAGGGAGAACGAGUUCACCUUUGAAGACAGCGCAGUGAAAUCGGGGCGCAAGGUGUUCCGCAUGAAGAAGGACACUCCAAUCAAGUUCCAUGUGCUGCUGACAUCCUAUGAGCUGAUUACAAUAGAUCAAGCCAUUCUGGGCUCCAUUACCUGGGCCUGCCUGGUGGUGGACGAGGCCCACAGACUGAAGAACAACCAAUCAAAGUUUUUCAGGAUUCUCAACGGGUAUAAGAUCUACUACAAGCUGCUGCUGACUGGGACUCCUCUUCAGAACAACCUGGAGGAGCUGUUCCACCUGCUUAACUUCCUCACCCCAGAUCGCUUCAAUAACCUGGAAGGCUUCCUGGAGGAGUUUGCCGAUAUCUCUAAAGAGGACCAGAUCAAGAAGCUCCACGACCUCCUUGGGCCGCACAUGCUCAGGAGGCUGAAAGCCGAUGUCUUCAAGAACAUGCCUGCGAAGACGGAGCUGAUCGUCAGAGUGGAGCUCAGCCCUAUGCAGAAGAAAUAUUACAAGUUUAUUCUGACGCGAAACUUUGAGGCUCUGAACUCCAAAGGUGGAGGGAACCAAGUGUCCCUCCUUAACAUUAUGAUGGACCUGAAGAAGUGCUGCAACCAUCCCUACCUGUUCCCCGUGGCUGCUGUGGAAGCUCCUGUAUUACCCAAUGGUUCUUAUGAUGGCAACCUACUGGUGAAGUCCUCAGGAAAACUGACACUGCUUCAGAAAAUGCUGAAGAAACUCAAAGAUGAAGGACACAGAGUUCUCAUUUUCUCUCAGAUGACAAAGAUGUUGGAUCUGCUUGAGGAUUUUUUGGAGUUUGAGGGUUAUAAAUACGAACGUAUUGACGGAGGAAUAACUGGAGGCCUAAGACAGGAGGCCAUUGACCGCUUCAAUGCGCCGGGUGCUCAGCAAUUCUGCUUCUUGCUUUCAACACGAGCUGGGGGUCUUGGCAUCAAUCUUGCAAGCGCAGACACUGUCAUCAUCUACGACUCUGACUGGAAUCCUCACAAUGACAUUCAAGCGUUUAGCAGAGCCCACCGUAUAGGCCAAAAUAAGAAGGUGAUGAUCUAUCGUUUUGUGACGCGAGGCUCGGUGGAGGAGCGGAUAACUCAGGUGGCGAAGAGGAAGAUGAUGCUGACCCAUCUGGUGGUGCGGCCUGGCCUGGGCUCCAAAACCGGCUCCAUGUCCAAACAAGAGCUGGACGACAUCCUCAAGUUUGGCACAGAGGAGCUUUUCAAAGACGAAAUGGAGGCAGCUCGAACCAUGGGUGACAACAAAGACGGCGAGGAGGGCAACGUGAUCCACUAUGAUGACGACGCCAUCUCGAAGCUGUUGGACCGCAGCCAGGACGCCACUGAAGACACGGAGAUUCAGAACAUGAACGAGUACCUGAGCUCCUUCAAGGUGGCUCAGUAUGUGGUGAAAGAAGAGGAUGGAGAGGAAGAGGUGGAGCGGGAGAUCAUCAAGCAGGAGGAGAACGUGGAUCCAGACUACUGGGAAAAACUCCUCCGCCACCACUACGAGCAGCAGCAGGAGGAUCUGGCUCGCAACCUGGGCAAAGGCAAACGCAUCCGGAAGCAGGUCAACUACAACGACACGACCCAGGAGGAUCAAGAAUGGCAGGAUGAUCUUUCAGACAAUCAGUCGGAGUACUCUGUGGGGUCCGAGGACGAGGACGAAGAUUUCGAGGAGAGGCCUGAAGGUGGGCGCAGGCAGUCUCGUCGGCAGCUGAAAAGCGAGAAAGACAAACCUCUGCCGCCCUUACUGGCACGUGUUGGGGGCAGUAUUGAGGUUCUGGGUUUCAACGCUCGCCAGAGGAAAGCCUUCCUCAAUGCCAUCAUGCGCUGGGGCAUGCCUCCCCAGGACGCUUUCAACUCUCAUUGGCUGGUCAGGGACCUGAGAGGGAAGAGUGAGCGUGAGUUCAGGGCCUAUGUGUCUCUGUUCAUGAGACAUCUAUGUGAGCCGGGAGCAGACGGAGCAGAGACUUUCGCUGAUGGAGUCCCACGUGAGGGACUGUCUCGUCAGCAUGUUCUCACCAGAAUCGGGGUCAUGUCCCUUGUCAGGAAAAAGGUGCAAGAGUUUGAGCAUGUAAAUGGGAAGCUGAGCUCUCCAGAUCUGAUUCCCAUCGGAAUGGAGCUGAAGAAACUGACCGAGAGUGUAUCCUCCGAUCCCAACACCCCUGUGCCAGCCAGCCCUGUCGCCACGCAGCCCGGCACCCCUGUCCCACCAGAGAAGACUGAGUCUCUCUUGGGUACCGCUGAGGACAAGGAGACCACAGACCAAGAUAGCAAGAAACUGUCAGAGCACGAAAAUUCCAGUGCAGAGCCAGCAUCUGCACCUGAGAAGGCAGCUGACAGUGAGGAGAGCAAGGCCAGCUCAGAGGAGAAAACAGGAGAUGAGAGGGACAGAACUGAGUCACCCUCCACAAAGACAGAGUCAUCUGGCAACACAAAAGAGUCCGCUAUGAAACAGACAGAGCUGUCAUCCAGUCAAACCUCACCUAAAAUGGAGCCCUGCAGAGAAACAGAGAAGUCCUCAGACAAAGGAGAUACUGAUUCUCCUCUGGCAAAAACUGAAGACAAGGAAAAUAAGCCAGCUGUUGCAGAUGACAUGAAGAGUGAAUACGCAUUAGAGGGUCGAUUAAAUGGAGACAAAGACACUUUGGAUGAGAUGGACGAGAGCAGGAGGGAGGACAAAAAUGGAUUCAAAGCCAAGUUCAUGUUUAAUAUUGCUGAUGGAGGUUUCACAGAGCUGCACACCCUGUGGCAAACUGAGGAGCGAGCGGCGCUGUCUUCUGGAAAGAUGCAUGACAUCUGGCACCGUCGCCAUGACUACUGGCUGUUGGCUGGCAUCGUAACACAUGGCUAUGCUCGCUGGCAGGACAUUCAGAACGACCCACGCUAUGCUAUUCUGAACGAGCCCUUUAAGACUGAGAUGCAUAAGGGCAACUACCUAGAGAUGAAGAACAAGUUCCUGGCUCGCCGCUUUAAGUUGUUGGAGCAGGCUCUGGUGAUUGAGGAGCAGCUGAGACGGGCAGCUUACCUGAAUAUGACCCAGGACCCCAGUCACCCGGCCAUGGCUCUCAACACGCGUUUUGCUGAGGUGGAAUGUCUGGCGGAGUCCCACCAGCACCUGUCCAAAGAGUCUCUGGCUGGGAACAAGCCUGCCAACGCCGUGCUGCACAAAGUGCUGAACCAGCUGGAGGAACUUCUGAGUGACAUGAAAGCAGAUGUGACACGACUGCCCAACAUGUUGUCCAGGAUCCCACCGGUAUCGGCCCGCCUGCAGAUGUCUGAGAGGAGCAUCCUGAGCCGCCUCACCAGCAGAGGCAGCGAACCGCCACCGCAGCAGCCUUUUAGCCAGGGUGGGUUUGGCUGCUCCCAGAUGUACAGCAGCAGCUUUGGUGGAGGAUUCAGAGGACCAGGGGGACAGCCCAUGGUCAACUACAGUCAGAUGCCUCUGGGACCGUACGUCAGCGUGUCCUCUAACGGUCCCCCACCCCCCACAAGCCAUCUGGACAAGAAGUCACUUGACUCCUUGAGAGACGUGGCUACGCCUGACCUCAAGUCAGGCAAACCUAGUGAUGUCAUCUGCAUUGAGGACUAGAUGAGCUCUGUAACACUGACCUGAGGUCAGAAACUCCCAGGGAUGGAAUCUGUAUGGAUGACAGCCGCCCAUCUCUUGCGCCACAUCGUCCUCUUUCUCCUGCUCCUUCCUGACUUUAAAAUCUACAAAAUCAAGCUGUCUGCUGUCUACGGUUAAGGCGAUGUAACUUUUUUGAUUAAUGCAGAUGUAUCUAUCUUAACAAUUGCACUUUUAUCUUUUGAGGAUCAUAGAUUAGGAGGGAAAAAGGAGCAGCUUUCCUGACAGAGGAAUUUUUUUCAGCCCUUCACUGCAAGGCAAAACUCAAGCAAGUUGGCAGUACUGAGUUUCUGAUGCUCUUGUUUGGGGCUCAUUCUAAUCUUGGAAUGUGUGUUUUAUUCGUGCCAGCCUCGACCGUUUCAUUCUGCGCGCACUCUGCUGCUUUUAACCAUCUUCCCAAUCAUUGUACACUGUGACUGUGCCCCACUGGAGCUUUUUUCUCUGUGAAGAGGAAGUGGAGUCAAGGAUGUCUUCAGUCAUGGUUUGAUAGGGAGAUAGUUUUUUUUUUGUUUGUUUUUUUUGAGGGCCAAUAUUGUUACUUUAAAUGAAUAAGUGUUUUUUUUGUUCAUGUAGUAACCAGUGGAUGAAGUAUUGAUUUGAAAGCAUCAAAAACUAUUCUCAUGUAUGCAGUAGCUGGACACAGUCUGUCUGAAUCCUCUAAAGACUGCCACCCACUGGUAAUUUGGAGAAAGUCAUUUCUGCCAAACCUGCAGAUACACUUGACUGCAGUACCUGUUAGGGUUGGCCUCUUGUACUGUAUAUACUCAGAGACUGCUGUUUAUUUUACCUCACAUAGGUCUAAUCAUAGUGAAAUAUGUAUACAUACAUGGAUGAAAUCAGAAGCCUGGCUUGGUAUCAUAUAUGAAGAUCGGGCAGAGCAGAAGAAACUGUGGCUGAGGCAAAAAUGAUUUUUAACACAUUUCAGAGAAGACUGAGUAUUUCUGUGUAUGGUACAAUACUUGUGAUUCUUUCUAUAUUUGAAUGUUAGUAGUGGCUGUAGAGCUUAACCCUGGGGCCAUGACCAGUGGGACUGCACUAUAAACAGGAACUCAUCUGGUCUACAUCCACAUAGAGGGCUUUAAUGUUCAGGCCUAACUGAGAACACAGUCCUGAGUGGAGAGUGGCUUUUUUUCCUCUUACAUCCCAGGGACUUUCCCAGUUCCCUUUCAUUGUUAGAACUGAAUAAGAAACAUAAAGUCCUUAUGGCGCAAUGUCACCUUAAGUCUUGUAUUUGUCUCAAAAUGAGCUUUUGUUUGCUUCUCUUUACGUUAAGGUAAAAAUUAGAUGUAUUUGGUGCCAUUAAAGAAGAUGAUCCAGUAUGAUUUGUUCUUUGAUGCAGUGUAUUUCCUCCACAGAGGUGAAGACUGUAAUUGGUAGUGUCACAGUCUGAACCUACAUUUGAAGGAAUAUUCUCUGUGUAUCAGCUUUUUAAGGACCAAUGUUGCACAACAUUACUCGUAGAUGAUGUCUUCACUUCCGGCUUCCUCAGUUCUGUUUUGGUUCUUUCAGAAGUGUCUGUCGUCGCCUAUCACUUUACCUGGUGUGAAGGCACUUUAGCAUGGUACAGCUACAUAUCCAUUCCAUCUACUAUUAUAAUGUGCUGAAGUGACAGUCCACUACGUAAAACAAUCUUUUAUAAAUUCAAGCUUACUAUAUUUCCUUUUUCUAUGAAGGCAUUGUUUGAAUGUUUGGACUCGAAGUGCAAAUUCUUAUUGACACGUCUCUUUUUCUUUCUUUUUCCAAAGACCAGUGGCAUUACCUGUUUGUAUUAUUAUUGCCAUUGCCACAGCACUUAUUUAACAUUGUUGAGAUGAUGAUUGUGAUUGGACUAACCUAAACUGAAGAGGUAGUGUUGUAUAGAGUUGGUGAGCGUAUUUUCUUACUCUCCUUUUUGCCAGUUCAAAUGAUUGUCCUGAGGUGCUCCCAUCUGACCCCUUUUCACUUACUUAGAGUGUGUGACUGCAACCUCCUCGCCAAUUCUCAGAUAUGCUUUAAGUAAGAAAACUGAGUUGCAAAACAUUACCCGACUCGUUUUGAAAGCACCAUGAGAUGAACCUUGAAGUACGUCAUAUUGGUUUUUUGCGCUUUGUUAGUGUUAAUCAGUGCUGUUCUGUUCACUGUGUUUCUGUUCAUUUCAUCAAUUACUUGACCAUGACAUGUAUUAGGUUGCUUGACAGAUAGAACCUCAGAAACAUGUAAAUACUUGAAAGAUUUUUCAGAGAUAAGUCCAUCUCCUAUAGAUUUAUGUAUCAAAGUGAAAAAAGAUGAAUGUCUGCUGGGUGGUGUUGCCAUAGAACUGCAGUGUGCACCACAUGUGCUCAUCAAUCAAAAUCAUGUCUUUUCCCUCUGGAGCGAUGACCAUGAGAUGACAUCGAAAACAUACUGCAAUCAAAUGCAAUCAAACUGAAGUCAGUAUGAAUGUAACGUCUGUUAGAAAAAAAGGCUUCAGUCUAAUAUUAUAAAUAUGUUAACAAUGUAUGUACAUGCUUAUUAACAUGGCUUCAAAAGCUACCAAAAGACCCUGAUAAAAGGCACCUUUGUUGCAGUGAAUGCACAGCAUGUGAAGCGUUUGAUAUGACGGUUCACUUUGGGGAGACGGUAGUGUAUCUAGCAUUUACAGACAAUGAGCUCCAAGCAGUGUUAUGGUUCUGAUAUUUGUGCUGUAUAGCAAUUGAAUGAAAAAGUGAAUUGUCAUCUUUUUAUUUGUAUUCUGUGUAUUUGUUCAAUGUGUUUUAAUAAAUCUUCUGGACAACAGUA
Molecule: messenger RNA, 9271 nt
Organism: Seriola aureovittata
Lineage: Eukaryota; Metazoa; Chordata; Actinopteri; Carangiformes; Carangidae
Gene: chd5
Product: chromodomain helicase DNA binding protein 5
Exons: 40
Coding region: 464-6478 (2004 amino acids)
Biological process (GO): chromatin remodeling; negative regulation of transcription by RNA polymerase II
Cellular component (GO): nucleus; chromatin; NuRD complex
Molecular function (GO): DNA binding; ATP-dependent chromatin remodeler activity; ATP binding
Source: RefSeq, a predicted model, not a curated record